Fragaria vesca subsp. vesca is the source of this 1517-nucleotide messenger RNA. RefSeq names its product developmental protein SEPALLATA 2-like. Gene Ontology annotation, molecular function: RNA polymerase II cis-regulatory region sequence-specific DNA binding; protein dimerization activity; DNA-binding transcription factor activity, RNA polymerase II-specific. The record is from RefSeq and is a predicted model, not a curated record. Bases 400 to 1149 code for a protein of 249 amino acids. Gene Ontology annotation, biological process: positive regulation of transcription by RNA polymerase II. The transcript is spliced from 8 exons. Gene Ontology annotation, cellular component: nucleus. Lineage: Eukaryota; Viridiplantae; Streptophyta; Magnoliopsida; Rosales; Rosaceae.
AAAAUCAAAUCAUUCUGAGUUUUCUGGGCACACAUUGUGAAACCUCAGGUUAAAAAGCCUAUUGAAAACUCUUGGACAAGUCUCUCUCUCUAAAUAUCUACCUGUCUCAGUCUCUCUCUCACUGUAUCUUUCUUUAGGGCUAGCUUGCACUCAGUGAGUAUAUCUAUCUUUCUCUAGUUUUACACAUAUUUGGUUAUAGUUUUGGUCCUGACAUAGAAAAGGAGCAUAGGCGAGCUCCAAAGAUAGAAGAUACAAGAAAAGCAAAGAAAAUAUUGAGGAGAUCAAAAGCUUUGGUAAUUGGGUAGGCAGAGGAAAUUGGUGUAUUAAUUUGAGGGAAAAAAAGGGAAAGAAAAAUUAAAGGGUGUGUGUUGGGAUUAGACUAGUUUUACAAUUAAGGAAAUGGGGAGGGGAAGAGUGGAGCUGAAGAGAAUAGAGAACAAGAUAAACAGGCAAGUCACAUUUGCAAAGAGAAGAAAUGGGCUCUUAAAGAAAGCUUAUGAGCUCUCUAUUCUCUGUGACGCUGAGGUUGCUCUCAUCAUAUUCUCUAACCGUGGGAAGCUCUAUGAGUUCUGCAGCAGCUCCAGCAUGCUCAAAACCCUUGAAAGGUACCAAAAAUGUAGCUACGGUGCAAUGGAAGUCCAAAAACCUGCCAAGGAACUUGAGGAGAGCAGCUAUCGUGAAUACUUGAAGCUGAAAACUAGAUGCGAGUCUCUUCAACAAACUCAGAGAAACCUUCUUGGAGAAGACUUAGGGCCAUUAAACACGAAGGAGCUUGAGCAGCUUGAGCGUCAGCUAGAGUCCUCCUUGAAGCAUGUUAGGUCUACUAAGACCCAGCAUAUGAUUGAUCUGCUUUCUGACCUUCAGAGCAAGGAACAUAUGCUAAUUGAAGCCAACAGAGAUUUGAAAACGAAGUUGGAUGAAAUUGAUUCAAGAACUCAACUUAGACAAACUUGGGAACAUGGUCAUGAUCACCAGACUAUGCUAUAUGGAACUCAACAUGCUCAGACACAGGGACUUAUGUUCCAGCCUUUAGAUUGCAAUCCCACCUUGCAAAUAGGGUACAAUGCUGUGGUGUCACAGGAAAUGCCUGCAGCCACACCAGCCCAUGCUCAACCCGUCAAUGGUUUCAUUCCUGGUUGGAUGCUCUGAUAAUUAAGAUAGCAUGCAGCAGCAGCCUAGCAGAUGCUCUUAUAUAUGACCUAAAUAUCAGUGAUCAUCAAUGUUAAAAAAUCUAGCAUCAUCAUAAUAAGUCUCUUCACUGAGCUUGUUCACAAGGGCUUUGCCUUGAAAUACCUUUGUCCUUUUAAUUCGUCACUUCUAUAUGCAAAUGCAUUCAUGACUGUGAUUGCAUUUUUUGUAUAAAUCUUAUUUCAAUAUGCUUAUCAGUAUCCUCAAUUCUUCAUAUCCUUAAUGGCCAAAAAGACUGGUUUACUAAGGAUGCUUUUUGAAAUGACUAAGGAUCCUUUUAGGUGUUAAAUUUUGAAAACUGCAUAUAUAUGAUCAUCAAUUUUAUUUCA